Molecule: messenger RNA, 957 nt
Organism: Saccoglossus kowalevskii
Lineage: Eukaryota; Metazoa; Hemichordata; Enteropneusta; Harrimaniidae
Product: loricrin-like
Source: RefSeq, a predicted model, not a curated record
AUGACUGAAGAAGUAAAAAUAACAACGAGAGUUAACGUGGAAUACGACCGCCAUCAUACUUUGCGAACAGUAAUAGUAGUCCAAUAUGGUUCACGGAAUGGUGGUGGUGGGUCACAUGUCAAUACUGCGUACAAUAGUGAGACACGGAAUGGUGGUGGUGGGUUAGAUGUCAAUACUGCGUACAAUAGUGAGACACGGAAUGGUGGUGGUGGGUUAGAUGUCAAUACUGCGUACAAUAGUGAGGCACGGAGUGGUGGUGGUGGGUUAGAUGUCAAUACUGCGUACAAUAGUGAGACACGGAGUGGUGGUGGUGGGUUAGAUGUCAAUACUGCGUACAAUAGUGAGGCACGGAGUGGUGGUGGUGGGUUAGAUGUCAAUACUGCGUACAAUAGUGAGGCACGGAGUGGUGGUGGUGGGUUACAUGUCAAUACUGCGUACAAUAGUGAGACACGGAGUGGUGGUGGUGGGUUAGAUGUCAAUACUGCGUACAAUAGUGAGACACGAAGUGGUGGUGGUGGGUUAGAUGUCAAUAUUGCGUACAAUAGUGAGGCUCAGAAUUGUGGUGGUGGGUUACAUGUCAAUAGUGCAUACACAUGUAAGGCACGGAGUGGUGGUGGGUUACAUGUCAAUAUUGGGUAUAAUAGUGAGGCACAGAAUGAUGGUUGUGGGUUACAUGUCAAUAUUGCGUACAAUAGUGAGACACGGAGUGGUGGUGGUGGGUUAGAUGUCAAUACUGCGUACAAUAGUGAGACACGGAGUGGUGGUGGUGGACAGAGUGGUGGUGGUGGGUUAGAUGUCAAUACUGCAUACAAUAGUGAGGCACGGAGUGGUGGUGGUGGGUUAGAUGUCAAUAUUGCGUACAAUAGUGAGGCCCAGAAUGGUGGUGGUGGGUUACAUGUCAAUAGUGCAAGGCACGGAGUGGUGGUGGCGGGUUACAUGUCAAUACUACGUACACAA